UGCAAUAUUUAUGUCAAUAGCAGUCUUCAUGCCGGUUGGUUAAAUAUAAAAUAUAUUAAGGAAGUAGGUGAUAACUUUCUAUCAUAGCUAAACACUAGUUAUUAUUUGUUGUAUCUUUUACUAAAGUAUAAAAAAUAUAAAUGCAACAGUUGGACGGAAAGUUAACUCGUUAUGAGAAAAUUGCAUUUCUAGGCGAAGGUCAGUUUGCCACAGUAUAUAAGGCGCGAGAUGUGCUCACCGAUCAAAUUGUCGCAGUGAAAAAGAUUAAAAUAGGAAGCAGGGAAGAGGCUCAAGAUGGUAUAAAUCGCACGGCUUUACGUGAAAUUAAGUUGCUACAUGAGCUGCAACAUGAGAAUAUUAUUGGUUUAGUAGACGUUUUUGGUCAUAAAUCAAAUGUAUCUUUAGUUUUCGAUUUUAUGGAUACCGAUUUGGAAAUUAUCAUUAAAGACCCCAAAAUUAUACUCACACAGGCGAAUAUAAAAGCUUACAUGAUUAUGACUUUGCGUGGCCUAGAGUAUUUACAUAUGAACUGGAUUCUGCAUCGAGAUUUGAAGCCAAACAAUUUAUUGGUUAAUACGGACGGUGUACUCAAAAUUGGAGAUUUCGGUCUGGCAAAAUUUUUUGGUUCACCUAAUCGCAUAUACACACAUCAAGUAGUGACAAGAUGGUACAGGGCACCCGAACUAUUAUUUGGCGCGCGCCAAUAUAGCACGGGAAUAGAUAUUUGGGCUGUAGGUUGUAUACUUGCCGAAUUGCUAUUGCGUGUCCCUUUUCUGCCAGGAGAUUCGGACCUUGACCAGCUAACGAAAAUUUUCCAAGCCCUUGGAACUCCUACUGAGGAGACCUGGCCGAAUUUGAAUAAAUUACCUGAUUAUAUGCAAUUCAAACAGUUUCCGGCAAUUCCCUUACAACAUAUCUUCACAGCUGCGCCUGAUGAUCUUAUCGUAUUGGCGGAAAAGUUAUUGGCACUUAAUCCAGUACAACGUUGCACGUGCACGGAGGCAUUAUGCAUGAAAUACUUUUCCAACAAACCGGCACCAUCUAUGGGGCACAAGCUACCAAUGCCUUCGAGCAACAAGCAGGCUGUUGAGGAAAGACCAAACCUCAAACGAAAACUCAUUGAUGCCUUAGAAGGUGGCACCGUGCCAAAGAAACUUUUUUGAUUAAGUUUACAAUAGGUUGAUAAUGAUAAUAUUUUUUAAUUACAAUUCGAAUAUGUGAAUUGUUAGUUUUAUCUGUUGUUAAUUUCUAUUAUUACUCAUAUUAAUACAUAUAUAAAGUUAAAAAGAAACACAAUUUAGUAUAUGUAAAAAUACAAUUUUCUUUAUUAAAAACAGUGGUCAGCAUCAAUGUUCAAAACUUUAGCGCCUUAUAAAUACGUUUUGAAUAGGUACAACAAUGAUAACGGAGCGCAUGCGUCUCUACAAUACUCAACGCUAAGAGUACGCUGUGUACUACACCUACAAUGAUAAAUUGCCAAUUAAAAAGCAUCUAACGCUGAAUGUGUGUAGUAUAUAUGAGUAAACCUACUAUAAGCACUACCUUACAUACGGACAUAAGUACACUUGCUAUUUUUUGUAUACGAAUCGGACGUCAUUGUACAUUGACGUGCUAAGUAAAGGGAGCGGGCAAGAUUUAAAACUACUCGUCAGAUGUUUUAGUUUUAUAUAAAAAAAGUUGUAAUUAAUCACAAUGCUUUGUAUGUUUAGGUAACAACUCACCACGGAUAAUUUCAAUUCGCUCAUUUGCUGCAAGACCGGCAUAAGUCAAAAAAAUCGAUUCUCCAGAAAACGCGUUUAAAGUUUUCAACUUACUACAACCUUAUACGGUGACUCCAACCUUACACCUCUUCUUAAGCGGAGCAUAUAAGAGGUAUUCAUAUGAAUUUUUCACUCAACAUGAAGUAUGAUAUAACGAACAAUUCUGCAGCAUUAACUCAAAAAUCACGUUUUUUGAAUUAUGCCGGUCUUGCAGCAAAUUAGCGAAUUCUCAAUGAUACAUGCAUUCCACUUUAUUUGAUUAGUAAUACUUAUUUCAAUGAAACAUUGGUCGUCUUUUUCGUGAGCAGUUAACUUAGAAGUACAAUUUUAAAAGUAAGUAUUUUGUUUAA
Molecule: messenger RNA, 2110 nt
Organism: Bactrocera dorsalis (oriental fruit fly)
Lineage: Eukaryota; Metazoa; Arthropoda; Insecta; Diptera; Tephritidae
Gene: Cdk7
Product: cyclin-dependent kinase 7
Exons: 2
Coding region: 141-1163 (340 amino acids)
Biological process (GO): positive regulation of transcription by RNA polymerase II; protein phosphorylation
Cellular component (GO): transcription factor TFIIK complex; transcription factor TFIIH holo complex; nucleus
Molecular function (GO): cyclin-dependent protein serine/threonine kinase activity; ATP binding; RNA polymerase II CTD heptapeptide repeat kinase activity
Source: RefSeq, a predicted model, not a curated record